GGACAUCGUAUGUCCCCGACAUUCGUGCCUUUUGACACAUCGGACGAGGAUCUCUCGGGUAUAACAAAGAGAGAAAAACAAAGGACGCCACAUUGUUUUCUAACGCAGCAGGCGUCAAUGAAUGGAAGUCGGCACCGCAACAAACAGAGCCAGCCGCGCCAUCCGCCUGACGAAGUGGCCCGUCGUCCUCGUGUGGGUUCGUCCCACCGGAAGGAGUGUGCUGGACCGUCUCAGCCGUCCGGCCGGCAACACGAAGGCACCCCUGUCAUCACAUACGAAAGGAAGGCCGUGAGAAUUUGUGGCACUCUCACUUGCCAGAAGGACGAUGGUGGUGCGUCCCGGAGGGUGACGCCAUGGGAGAUAAGCGAAGGAUCGAACGAGGAAACGGAGGAUGAUCCUUGGAUUUGUGUCGGUCGACAUCCACAGGGUAAUCAUGCCGUCGGCGAUGAGGAAUGUGGGGUCGACGAGGACAAUGUCGAAGAGGAGAAAUGCGAGGACGGUUAUGAGGGCGAGGAUCGUGAGGAAUCUAUGCACGAUUGCGAGGGUGGGGAGUCUCGACAGUACUAUGAGGAGGACGAUGGGGGCGAUGGAGAAAACGAUGAUGCCUAUCCUGUCGUUGAUGAGGAUGAAAGGCAUGUGCACAAUAGGGGCGUCUUGCAAGAAGGGUCGGCUGGUGUGGAGGUCGAUGAGGCAACAGGGGAGCGGUCGGAGGGCAAUGUUGUGUACAAGUGGGAUGAUGUUGAGGUGCUCACUCGGUCAUGGUACAAACACUACACACCUUCGACAACCUUGAACAAGUACGACAACAUUGCAGUUCGGUACACUGACAUGAUGGCUAUUGUCCUCCACGCCGAGAACGACAAUUUGGACAAUAUAACGGUUGCGCCAAAAUUGCGAGCAAAGUUGACAAAUUUGAACGUUGAAGAGGGAGAAUUUGUGAGGUGCUCAAGGGAGUGUAUCGGCGUGUCGGGCAAUAUUGACCCGGUUUAUUCUUGGAUGGAACGAGAGUCAGCACGUCUCCGAAAACUAUGCAGCUCGUUCAUCAGGGAGGACGAUGGCGUGAUGAUGUUGGGCAGGGCGCAUGCAGGACUGAUUUGGGAACUCGCUCGCGCCGGACACCUCGUGUUUGCAUGUGACGACGCGACAAAAGAGCUCACAUACCUUUCCAAGUUUUUGGAGUUUUAUGUGAAGGAUCCGAGGAACAAAUGUAGGUUCGAAAAACCCCAAGUCGAGCAUCGCAAGGACCGGGACAUAUACUAUAAGCUUGAGAGAAAGAGGGAGAAAGUGUGGGCUUACUUGUUCAGUGACGCUCCACAGUCAGCGGUUGAUAACGAGUACUUUAUCAAAAAAAUUGAACUGGAGAUAGCAAUGAACGAGUACUACGGUUCGCACAUGGGUGCUUUCCACAUGUUCGUCGCAUGUUGUGAGCAUCUGUUUUUCAAUAUGAAGAAAAAAGCACUGUCAAGCAGGGAUUAUGCGGACUUGGCACGUAAAGCCGGCAACUUCAACAACACCGAUUGCGACGAAGACACGUCAGACUCUGACCUGGACGUUCCGUCGCGGACGGCACGAGGUGUGGCGGAGGGAGCACAUACCGAGGAGCCGCAAGGGAGCACCAACGAAGCUGCGGAGAAAGAGAACUCGAGUUUGGGAGCGACACUGCCAUACUUGCUGCAAGACAAGUUCAAGGAGUCAUCGGAGGAGGAUUGGUGUCAUCAUAUUCUCUGGCACGGGGGCGUGUUCAAACCGUGCGUGUUUGCAGGCAAGUGGCACAUGGCUGUGAAGACAAGAGACCGCGGGUGGGUCGCGAAGGAAAAAAAGGACAUUGCAAUCUGGCACAGCGUGACGGAAACGCAACUUUUUCGGCGAGUGGAAAAAGAAAAUGUCGAUGCAGGCGAGGUGGCUAUAGCGGCAAAGGCGAAAACUUUGUUUGAGCAUCUGCGUGCAAACAAACAACUAGAAUUCAACACAAAGUUCUACGACCUUGCAUCAAGUGUGUCGUAUGGCUCCAUCGAUUGGAAAAUCAAACAGCCGUCGGCAGUACAAGGAAUCGAAAGCACCAACUCUCUGAAGACUCAAGACGUCAUCGCGUCUAACACCAUCGUCGUGAUUGCUAGAGGGGAUGAAGCCUGCCAAACGGACACACGUGCAAACGCAGGUGACGUGCGAAAUGAACAGCACGUUUCUGGUUAUAUUGAUGUGUUGUCGCAAAUCAUGAUGCGAUAUACACCCGGUCCUCACAUGGGGUAUCUACACGUUUCUGGUUAUAUUGAUGUGUUGCUGAACUUGCCGCUACUCACUAUAUUAGAAAACUACGUUAGACAGGAAUGUUGUCUACGUGUUUUAGGUUAUAUUGUUGUGUUACUGCAAGUGUUAAUGUGACACUUCAAUUCUCGAAAUUGCACUGCCGAUCACAGAGGGUGCCCCAUCUCGAUACGUAGGGGUGUGUGUGUGUGUGUGUGUGUGUGUGUGUGUGACUCGUUAGCAGCGUUAGGUUCUGUGUGUAAAUUAAAUUGUGUGCGCAUGCUUGGUACAGUUUUAUAAUAAAGGUAGUUUACGCUG
This is a messenger RNA of Chara braunii, 2562 nucleotides long. NCBI's taxonomy places the organism in Eukaryota, Viridiplantae, Streptophyta, Charophyceae, Charales, Characeae. The record is from the annotation of a GenBank genome assembly.